Messenger RNA from Closterium sp. NIES-65, 2679 nucleotides. NCBI's taxonomy places the organism in Eukaryota, Viridiplantae, Streptophyta, Zygnematophyceae, Desmidiales, Closteriaceae. The record is from the annotation of a GenBank genome assembly.
AUGGCCGCCCGCGGUCGCCCAGCGACGGCCCUGGUCGCGGCAGCCGAGAGGGCAGCAGGAGAGCAAGCCGCAGAGGUGCAGGACGGUGCUUGUGACGGGGUGACAGUGCAGGUCGGCAGUGGUACUGCAGGCGGGGCAGCAGCGGAGGGGACGUUGUUUAGAGCGUUGGAGGCGGAGGAGGUGCGGAGGCAGGGCCAUCGCAUGGUGGAGUUCAUCGCAGACUACCUGCAGGGCGUGGGUGCUCGCCCCGUGCGCUGCUCCGUGCAGGUACGAUGCGUGUGCGUGUGCCGUGCUGUGCCGUGGUUGGCAGCACCAUGGCAGAAGCAUGGGAGUGUGAAAGAGCAAGGGACAGGGAGUGUGAGAGAGCAAGGGACAGGGAGUGUGAGAGAGCAAGGGACAGGGAGUGUGAGAGAGCAAGGGACAGGGAGUGUGAGAGAGCAAGGGACAGGGAGUGUGAGAGAGCAAGGGACAGGGAGUGUGAGAGAGCAAGGGACAGGGAUCACUUGUUUCUCCCUUGAAGCGCUCCUUUCCCCCCACCCCUCCUCUCCCCACACCCCUCCUCUCCCUCCUUCCACCGUUCUGCACCGCACAGACAUAUCGAGUGCCAUCCUGCCAGGCGUGACGCACUGGCAGAGCCCCUCCUUCUUCGCCUUCUUCUCCUCGCCCACCAGCGCCGCCGCCAUCUGUGGCGACGCCCUCAUCAGCGCCCUCAACGUGGUGGGCUUCUCCUGGGCCGCUGCUCCCACUGCCACGGAGUUGGAGGGGAUCGUUAUGGACUGGAUGGCUGACCUGCUGGGGCUUCCAGAGGGGUUCCACUCGGUGAAAUCAGGUGAAGAGGGGUGGGGGAGUGGGGGGUGUUCAUCUGUGGCGACGCCCUCAUCAGCGCCCUCAACGUGGUGGGCUUCUCCUGGGCUGCUGCUCCCGCUGCCACGGAGCUCGAGCCAUUGUCACCGACUGGCUGGUGGUGCUGGGGCUGCCCCAUGGGUUCCACUUGGUGGGCGGGGCGGGGGGGUGAUUCACGGCACGGCCAGUGAGGCGCUGCUGGUGGUGCUGCUGGCUGCCCGGCGGAGAGUGCUGGACCGUGUGGUGGGGCAGCCCGGCAGUGCUGCAGCGCCCGGCAGAGUGGGCAGUGAGGACCUGCCUGCUGCACCUGCAGCACCUGCUGCACCUGCUGCACCUGCUGCACCUGCAGCACCUGCUGCACCUGCAGCACCUGCUGCACCUGCAGCACCUGCUGCACCUGCAGCACCUGCUGCACCUGCAGCACCUGCUGCUGCUGGUGCUACUGCUGGUGGUGGCAACGUGGGUGUGCGGGGCGAGGCUACUGACAUGUUCCCGUGGGCGAGCAUGCCCGAGGGCAAUGUGCGAGUGCUGCCCACCACGGCUGCAUCAGCAUACGCUCUCACUGCCCGCCAGCUGUUGGAUGCGGUGCAGAGCGAUGAGGCUGCUGGCCUCCUUCCCUUCUUCCUCAUCCUCACUGUAAGUUCGAGGUACCUUGCUGUUCCCUUCUUUCUCACUCUCUGGAAGUGGAAGCUACCUCGUUCCUUCCAAGCACAUGUCAUAGUGAGCCACCUCACGCACGAGACGGUGCGUGUCUGCCUGUUUGCCCGGCUGUCACCUCCAGCUGCAAGUUUUCCCACGUUGCAUGCCGCCGGUGCGUGGCGCCUCAUCUGCCUCAUCCGCCUCGCCAUCGCCCGGACUGACCCUGGAGUCCUGGCGUGCCUCUCACCAGCAAGCACUGCCAUGCGCUCAUUCCUUUCCACAUGCCUGCUCUGCUCCUCAGCCACGUCAUGCCAGGUUGGCUCCACAUCAUCCACUACUGUCGAUCCAAUCGCCCCUCUGGCUGCCAUCGCGAAGGAGCAUGGCAUGUGGGUGCAUGUGGAUGCGGCGUAUGCAGGCAUGGCGUGCAUGUGCACUGAGAUGCGCCACCACUUGGCAGGCAUGCACCUCGCCGACUCACUAGCCUCCAACGCCCACAAGUGGCUGCUCACCAGAUUCGGCUGCUGCUGCCUCUGGACCCAGGACAGCACGUUGCUGGUGGAGCAACUGUCUAUACUGCCCGAGUAUCUUACAAAUAAGGCAUCAGAGCGACAGCAGGUGGUGGACUGGGAGAUCCCCAUCGGCCGCCGCUUCAGGUCAUUGAAGCUGUGGAUGGUGCUGCGCACGUAUGGUGCAGAGGGCAUCCGCGCGUACAUCAGGCGCCACGUGGCGCUUGCUGAGUGGUUUGAGGAGGCUGUGCGGCAAGAUGAGCGGUUCCAGCAUGCUACCCACGUGCUGCCUCUCCCCCUCCCCGUUGCUCCCCAGCUGAUGGCUCCACGCCCCUUCGCCCUUGUCUGCUUCCGCCUCAAGCCGCCCGCCCCUUCCGCCUUCACACACAGUGGGAUGGCGUGUGGAGGUGCGGGCGAGGGGGGGUUGGACAAGGGGGUGGAGGGCGCGGACGGAGGGAGGGAGGUGAACGCGGCGCUACUGGAGGCGAUCAACAGCAGCGGGCAGGCGUACCUCACACACACUGUGCUAUCAGGGCAGUACACGCUGCGCAUGGCAAUAGGGGCGGUCAAGACGGGGAUGACGCACGUGCAGGCGGCGUGGAGGCUCAUCCAAACAGAAGCUUCCAAGUUGCUGCAAGAGGGCAAGUUUCCAACUUCAAGAGGGCAAGAAGAAAUUGCUUCAGAAAGAUGA